This is a messenger RNA of Ceratina calcarata, 1654 nucleotides long. RefSeq names its product CD2 antigen cytoplasmic tail-binding protein 2 homolog holn1 (gene holn1). The record is from RefSeq and is a predicted model, not a curated record. The coding region runs from base 259 to 1272 and encodes 337 amino acids. Lineage: Eukaryota; Metazoa; Arthropoda; Insecta; Hymenoptera; Apidae. Gene Ontology annotation, molecular function: protein binding. The transcript has 7 exons. Gene Ontology annotation, cellular component: U5 snRNP.
UGGGAGUAGCAGGACGAUAUCAUUUAUGUAUUUCUACAGUAACACCAGUUACACCAUCCUAUUCAAAAGCUGACGAACUAACCUGACUUAAAAGCAGCUGAACAUUUUGUGAUUAACUCUGUCGCUUUAAAGUAUAUAUUUUUGAGAAUCCGUUCCCAUACAUUUUUAUUGUUUUCGUUAUAGAAUAUAAGAAAGAAGAGUGAAUACUAAGUUGUAACGAUAAAAGACGGAAGAAUUUGUGAUUUAUAAUACACGACAAUGUUUAAACGUAAAUUUGACGAGAUGGAGAGUGGAGGUGGUAUCAGUAAACCACCAGUAAAAAAUUCUUUAGAUUCAGACGAAGAGGAUGAUGAUGCUAACGAAGAUAAUUAUAAUAUAAUGAGUGAUGGUGAAAUCGAAGGUGCCGAGGAUGGGCCGAGUGCUCCAGAAACAAAUAUUGGUUUUACUGCUUUUAAUAUGAAAGAAGAAUUAGAAGAGGGACACUUUGAUAAACAAGGUCAUUACCUUUGGAACAAAGAAAAAGAAAUUAGAGACAACUGGUUGGACAACAUCGAUUGGAUGCAGAUCAAACCGAGUUCUACAGCAAGUGUAAAGAAGAAAGGCAAAGACAGUGAAAAACAUGGACUGGCAGAUAGUGAUAGUGAGGAUGAAGAUCCAGAUAUUAUGUUCGAUCCAACACAGCUUUAUAAACAGAUAUUGGAAUAUUUACAACCUGGGGAGACUGUUUCUAAAGCUCUAUGCAGGCUUGGGAAGGGAAAGAAAAGAUUGACUACCGCGGAAAGGUGGAAAAGGAAACAGGCGAAGAUACCUGUAGAAGAUGAAAACUCUAUUAGUAUAACAAAAUUAACUGAGCUUGCGAAUGAAUUAUUAACUCGUACUGGGAAUAUGGAUAUAUAUCAGGAGAGUUACGAACAUAUUAAAAAGAAGGUCGAAGAAGGUGAGAAGCAUGCUCAUCCUUCUAAACAAGAAGCGGAAUUAGAUAUGUAUUCCGAUGAUUUUGAUGUGAAAGAAAAGGCAAAACUGGAUGGAAGCGAAAGUAAUUCCAAAGAAGAGAGCAAUUGUGCGAAGGACGAUGAUAAAGAAGAGGAAAUAAUGUGGGAAUUAAAAUGGUCGCAGAACGAGAACGCGGAAAUCCACGGUCCACACACGACCGAGCAGAUGCACGUAUGGGCGAAAGAAGGAUACUUCAAAAGUGGAGCGUGGGUGCGGAGAGCAGGUCAAAAUAAUCAAUUUUACAAUGCUGCGCGAAUGGAUUUCGAACUGUAUCUGUGAUGUUUCACCUUGAUAUAGUCAUUCAACGAGAGAACUAAUAUUUUAAUUUUUCAAUGAUGAAUUAUUAAACUGGAACUUUGAUUUCAAUGCAACUGGAAAUAUUGUAUAAUUCGAGAAAAUAUAAACUAUUAACAUAAACACUGUGAACAUGUGUAUAUAUAGUUACGUUACAAACUUCAGUGAUAAAUAUUCUGCCACUUUUGAAGCUACAAUAAUAAAUAUGAAAAUUUGUCUGUAUUUAAGUAAAGGCAUUGUCAGUAUAUUACUGGGUAACAAUUCAUUCCACGUGUUUCUAAUAUGUAUAAAAUAACAAUUGUUCAUACUUGAUACAUAUCUCACGAAUAAACGUAUUCGCGAAAUACAUAAAUUUUUCUCAUGUAAA